GGGAUGACCGACUCACUAGAUCUUGGUACAGUCAGGAACUUAGUGGCCACAGCAAGCAACUCAACAGCCAUCGUGGUGACAUGGAUGUCCCCAGCCCUCAAUCCUGACACAACAGCUCCAGUGGACAACUACCGGGUGACCUAUGGUAUUGCUGAUGGAGGAAGUGGAACUUCUCUCCUCACGCCUCCCAACCAACUCUUUGUCACUCUGAAUGGUCUGCAGAUGGGAACGGAAUAUGACAUCUCAGUACUAGGCAUCAACAGUGUUGGAGAUGGCCCAUCAGUCAGUGUCACUGAGUCCACCUUCAUUGGUGCUCCCAGUGCACCUGGGGAUUUCCAGGGGGGAAAGUCUUAAUCCGUUCACAAUAUCUGUCUCCUGGAGAGAAUCUGAGACCAAUGGAGGCCGUCCAAUUGUGCGAUAUGAACUCAAACUCACUGAGAUUGGAACUGUGGCUGAUAGUUCACUAGUGGUAGUAACACCUCAUGCUACACAGUUGACACACUCAUUCACAAAUCUCCAGCAAAACACCAUUUACAUGAUAAGCAUCACAGCUGUCAACAGAGAUGGUAGUACAGGGCCAGAGAUGACCAGUGAUCCAGUGGAAAUCAUUAUCACCACUCUCCCCGUGGGACCUCCGCAGAUCCCAGACAAACCCACCGUCUCCAUGAUCACCAACACCUCCGCCAGAAUCUCCUGGACUAACCCUGGUGGUUAUCGUGAGACGUACACACUGGAGAUCAGACGUAUUCUAGACUGUGGAAAUGAGACAAUUCAAAGAAUCCCAGGCAUUACAUCUGAAUCAUACGACCAGGCUGGACUGAUGCCUGUCACUACAUACGAUGCGAGGAUUCUUUCAGUUAACUUCAACGGUCCAUCGAAUUUCAGUGACGCGGCCAGGUUUAGCACUGUUGGUAUGGUGAUGGUAGGAGGAGGAGAGGGAGCCGUGGACGACACACUAGAGACCACAUCUGGUGAUACUGUCACCCUCACCUGCUCCCUGGACCAGGUGGAGAAUGACCCCGUGACCUUUACCUGGGCCAGACAAGAUGGCAGACCACUGCCCGAGGGAUCCACCCAGGCUGAUGGUGUUCUGACAAUCCCGGGGGCAAGAGUAGAGGACAGCGGUGUGUAUGUCUGCUCUGCCAGUGGCGUUCAGGGGUCAUUCACUCUCUCUGUCCAACAAUUUCCUGAACAAGCCAGUAGUGGAACUCUAUCAACUGGAGGUGCUGUGGCCAUCACGUUCACCAUCACUCUGCUAGUGUCUCUACCAGUGGGUGUGGUCAUUGGUUUGCUGCUGCCCCAGGCAGUCAGGAGAUGUGUUGGAGGAGUGAGGAGGAUGAAAAGGAGAGAGGGAGAGGAGGAUGAAGGAGACAUCUAUGAAGAGCCAGAUAAGAUGGCAACAGUCAUCCCUCUCUCACAGAAUGAGGCCUAUGUCUGUAGUCAACAGAGAAACCAAUGAUCCUUCGUUUGCUUUGUAGAGUGUGUGUUUUUCUAAACCUUUACGUAGUCUGCGUCAAGCUAGUCUCGCGU
Messenger RNA from Geodia barretti, 1530 nucleotides. Lineage: Eukaryota; Metazoa; Porifera; Demospongiae; Tetractinellida; Geodiidae. The record is from the annotation of a GenBank genome assembly.